This is a messenger RNA of Erinaceus europaeus (western European hedgehog), 533 nucleotides long. It is a transcript of the gene TSHB, whose product is annotated as thyroid stimulating hormone subunit beta. Gene Ontology annotation, molecular function: hormone activity. Gene Ontology annotation, cellular component: cytoplasm; extracellular region. Gene Ontology annotation, biological process: G protein-coupled receptor signaling pathway. Bases 36 to 452 code for a protein of 138 amino acids. Lineage: Eukaryota; Metazoa; Chordata; Mammalia; Eulipotyphla; Erinaceidae. The transcript has 3 exons. The record is from RefSeq and is a predicted model, not a curated record.
UCAUUACAGCAGCAGCUCACCAAUGCAAAGUAAGCAUGAAUGCUAUAUUCCUGAUACCCCUACUUUUUGGCCUUCUAUGUGGGCAAGCAAUGUCGUUUUGUAUUCCAACUGAGUACCUGAUGCAUAUUGAAAGGAAAGAGUGUACUUAUUGCCUAACCAUCAACACUACCAUCUGUGCCGGAUAUUGUAUGACACGGGAUAUCAAUGGCAAGCUGUUUCUUCCCAAAUAUGCCCUGUCCCAGGACGUGUGUACAUAUAGAGACUUCAUAUAUAAGACUGUAGAAAUACCAGGAUGCCCACACCAUGUUACUCCUUAUUUCUCCUACCCUGUAGCUGUAAGCUGUAAGUGUGGCAAAUGUAAUACUGACUAUAGUGACUGUAUACAUGAGACCAUCAAGACAAACUACUGUACCAAACCUCAGAAGCCUUAUGUAGUAGACUUUUCUAUCUAAUUACAAAGGUGAUGUGACUUGCAAUUUGGCUAAAUGUAUCUACCUAGGAUAACAUUAAUAAAAAUAUCAAUGUAUUUCACA